This is a messenger RNA of Rotaria sordida, 276 nucleotides long. The record is from the annotation of a GenBank genome assembly. NCBI's taxonomy places the organism in Eukaryota, Metazoa, Rotifera, Eurotatoria, Philodinida, Philodinidae.
AUGGUUGAAUCAAUAAUUGGUAUUCGUGGAAAAGAUUUUGUUUUAUUAGGUCAAGAUGCUAAUACAACAAAAUAUGGUAUACAUAAUAUGAAAUUUGAUACAAAUCGUUUAUUUAAAUUAACUAAUCUUAUUGUUGGUGGUUAUUCAACAAAUAAACAUGAUCAACAACAUGCACAAUUUUAUUCAAUUGAUUAUUUAGGUGCUAUCAUAUUAGCUAAUGUUGUUGCUCAUGGUUUUUGUCAAUUUUUUGCAUUAACUAUUGGUGAUCAUUUAUAG